Drechmeria coniospora is the source of this 480-nucleotide messenger RNA. Its product is annotated as bZIP transcription factor. NCBI's taxonomy places the organism in Eukaryota, Fungi, Ascomycota, Sordariomycetes, Hypocreales, Ophiocordycipitaceae. The coding region runs from base 1 to 480 and encodes 159 amino acids. Gene Ontology annotation, cellular component: trans-Golgi network. The record is from RefSeq and is a predicted model, not a curated record. The transcript is spliced from 2 exons.
AUGUCGGACCAGGACCGCCAGUCGGUUGGCUCGGGUCCCACGGCGGCCAAGGCCAUGGAGCGGUCCGAUUCCUCGGCCUCCAACGCGACGUCGGAGAACAACGAGCCGGCGACGCACCAGCCCAUCCCCACGCGGCCGCGCCUGCCGAGCCGGAAGAGCAGCGGGCCUCUCGCCGUUCCCCGCGACGGCUCGGCCGCCGACGCCGUCGACGACGACGGGUGCGGACCGGAUGACGUGGGCGCCAUGAGCCCGCGGCGAACGAGCGACGACAUCGACAAGAUGGGUCGCGAAGCGCGGGAAGGCCUGCAAAGACACGCCAAGGCGCUGCAGGAGUCGCUCAUGGCCAUCUUCAACCGCAUCGAGGCGGUGCGCGAGGAGCACGACAAGCUCGACAACAACAACAAGUUUCUGCAAAAGUACAUUGGGGACCUCAUGAGCACGAGCAAGAUCACGGCGUCGAGCAGCCGCGGCAGGAAGUGA